This is a messenger RNA of Cordyceps militaris CM01, 1674 nucleotides long. Its product is annotated as MFS multidrug transporter, putative. The record is from RefSeq and is a predicted model, not a curated record. Gene Ontology annotation, molecular function: basic amino acid transmembrane transporter activity. The coding region runs from base 1 to 1674 and encodes 557 amino acids. Lineage: Eukaryota; Fungi; Ascomycota; Sordariomycetes; Hypocreales; Cordycipitaceae. Gene Ontology annotation, biological process: basic amino acid transport; transmembrane transport. The transcript has 5 exons. Gene Ontology annotation, cellular component: fungal-type vacuole membrane.
AUGGCAAUCUCAGCUGCCCCCUCGGCUCCGACAGAGGCGGACCCCCUGCUGCGCAGCCGUUCCCACGAUGGUGUUGAUCGCGACUUUUCGUCGCGACGGAGCGCCUCUGAAAAUGAAGACUGUGGCAGCGAAGAGAUGGGGCAUGUACGCAAAGAUCUGGGGAAUCGAACAUACGUGCUACUGCCGUCUGUGGCUAUUGGUCUGCUUCUCGCUGCCAUGGACCAGCUCAUCACUCUGGCUGCCUACGCCAAGAUAGGAAAUGACCUGAACGCGAUGAACAGCAUGACUUCAAGUGCAAUGCUGACUGUUGAUGACGUCUACAGCUACUUUCUUACCCUCACAUCCUGUCAGCCUCUGUAUGGCAAGCUCAGCGACAUUUUCGGUCGAAAAGUGUGCCUUUUGUUUGCGUAUGCCAUCUUUGGCAUCGGUUGUCUUGGGUGCGGCCUUUCGCAGUCUCUACUGCAGCUCUGCAUUGCCCGCGGCAUCGCGGGAAUCGGUGGUGGCGGCAUAACAGCCCUGGUAUCUAUUCUGAUCUCAGUGACGGUUCCGCUCAGGGACCGUGGCAUCUGGCAAGGAUACAUUGACAUGAUCUUUGCGACAGGAACAUUAGCAGGUGCGCCGUUGGGUGGUAUUCUCGCUGAUUCUAUCGGCUGGCGCUGGUCAUUUAUCGGUCAAGCUCCCAUGUGCCUUCUUGCUGGCCUCGCCUUGCACUUCCUUCUCCCCAUGCCCCCAUCUUCACCAUCCUCCCGUCAUGAGCUUCUCUCCAAGAUGAAGUCUAUUGACUUUUCUGGCGCCCUUACUUUGGUAAGCUCUAUUUUGGCACUUCUGCUGGGCCUCGACUCUGGCUCCAACGUAGGCUGGACUCAACCCCAGACCUUGAUACCUCUUGCCAUCACACCUCUUCUUGUGGCGGCGUUUAUUUACAAUGAGGUCCACGUAGCCUCAUAUCCCUUUGCUCCAGGUCACAUCAUCUUCAACCCCAGCAUGUUUGCAUGCUACAUGGCCAACUUCUUUGGAGUCGCCAGCCAAAUGGGUGCCUUCUUCUUCCUGCCCCUAUUCUUUCAGGCAGUCCAAGGCUUCAGCGCCGCCUUGAGCGGCACAUUACUUAUGCAAGGCAUGGCAUUUGGCGUGCUGUCAUCGAUCGGUAGUGGUUGGGUGAUUAAAAAGACGGGAAAGUUUUACUGGAUUAACGUGUCAGCCUUUGGCCUUGCGUUCCUGUCAACUCCCCUGCUGGCUUUGGGAUUUUGGAGAAAAAGUGUCGUCCUCCAAGUCCUCGCCUUCAUCGCAUCCUCAAUUGGCGUAUACGCUGUUUUGAUUGCGCUGCUAGCGAAUACCACGAUGGCUGAUACGGCCGUCACAGUAGCCUGUUCUUACAUGUUCCGCUCGCUUGGGGCCAGCGUCGGCGUCAGUACGUCCUCGGCCUUGUUGCAAUAUGUUUUGCGAACUGAGCUUGGGCACCGACUGUCUCAUGACAAAGGCCUCGUAGACGAGAUAGGGCAGCGUGUUCGACAAAAUAUUGAUUACAUCAAGGAGCUUCCGCCGAUUGUAGCCGCCAUAGUGCGCUCCAGUUACCAGCAUGCGAGCGUCAUCGCUCUGGCGCCGCCCGUUCUUUGCGGUCUACUGGCAUUCAUCUUCACAUUUUGGGUGCGUGAGGCUGCUCUGCGUAAUAAAUAA